Molecule: messenger RNA, 1259 nt
Organism: Triticum dicoccoides
Lineage: Eukaryota; Viridiplantae; Streptophyta; Magnoliopsida; Poales; Poaceae
Product: ferredoxin--NADP reductase, leaf isozyme 1, chloroplastic-like
Exons: 7
Coding region: 51-1139 (362 amino acids)
Molecular function (GO): oxidoreductase activity
Source: RefSeq, a predicted model, not a curated record
ACCCACCUUGAUCGACCCCCACCCACGCCCCCUCCCUCCCUCUCACCGCCAUGGCCGCAGUCACGGCCGCGGCCGUCUCCCUCCGCGCCGCCACCGCCGCCACCUCCACGCCGUCCAGCGCGCCGCAGCACUCCCACUGCAGCUUCCCGUGCGCGGCAAGAACGACCGCCGUCUCCCGCCGUAGCCUGAGCUUCCGGGCGCAGGCCGUGUCCACCGAUGCGGCGGCGGCGCCGGUGAAGGAGAAGAAGGUGUCGAAGAAGCAGGAGGAGGGGGUGGUGACCAACAAGUUCCGGCCCAAGGAGCCGUACGUGGGCAAGUGCCUGCUCAACACCAAGAUCACCGCGGACGACGCGCCCGGGGAGACGUGGCACAUGGUCUUCUCCACCGACGGCGAGGUGCCCUACAAGGAGGGCCAGUCCAUCGGCGUCGUCGCCGACGGCGAGGACAAGAACGGCAAGCCCCACAAGCUCCGCCUCUACUCCAUCGCCAGCAGCGCCCUCGGCGACUUCGGCGACGCCAAGACCGUCUCGCUGUGCGUCAAGCGGCUCGUCUACACCAACGACGCAGGGGAGGUCGUCAAGGGGGUCUGCUCCAAUUUCCUCUGCGACCUGAAGCCCGGCGCCGAUGUCAACAUAACAGGGCCAGUAGGCAAAGAGAUGCUCAUGCCUAAAGACCCCAAUGCUACUAUUAUCAUGCUCGCGACAGGGACCGGCAUCGCGCCGUUCCGGUCAUUCCUGUGGAAGAUGUUCUUCGAGAAGUACGACGACUACAAGUUCAAUGGCCUGGCCUGGCUCUUCUUGGGAGUCCCCACCAGCAGCUCUCUCCUCUACCCGGAGGAGUUUGGGAAGAUGAAGGCGAAGGCGCCGGACAACUUCCGGGUGGACUACGCGAUCAGUAGGGAGGAGACCAACGCGGCGGGGGAGAAGAUGUACAUCCAGACCAGGAUGGCAGAGUACAAGGAUGAGCUGUGGGAGCUGCUGAAGAAGGACAACACCUACGUGUACAUGUGUGGGCUGAAGGGCAUGGAGAAGGGUAUUGAUGAGAUCAUGUUGCCACUGGCUGCAAAAGAAGGGAUCGACUGGAUAGAUUACAGGAAGCAACUGAAGAAGUCGGAGCAAUGGAACGUCGAAGUCUACUGAUUCUUGUGUCUUACAUUCUUGUGCAUAUGUGCCGACGCACGCCUAUUCGUGCGAUCGAAAAAGAUUGAUGUACGUACAUAAUAAAAGUAGAUAAAGGGUUUAUUUCAACUCCCAGAUAUA